Quercus lobata is the source of this 1613-nucleotide messenger RNA. RefSeq names its product protein enabled homolog. The record is from RefSeq and is a predicted model, not a curated record. Lineage: Eukaryota; Viridiplantae; Streptophyta; Magnoliopsida; Fagales; Fagaceae. The coding region runs from base 148 to 945 and encodes 265 amino acids. The transcript has 2 exons.
GUGACACCCAUGUACUUAUUAUAAGAGGUUGAAGAGCCACUCAAAAAACCCCACAUCCCCUUUCCCAGUUUCCCUCUCUCUCUCUCUCUCUCUCUCUCUCUCUUUGAGAACUACUUGGUUCAAUUUUUUCUGUCUAAUUAUAGGAAGAUGGACAGCCAGCGUAGUCCUCUUCUCAACUUGGUUUACUACUGCCAAGGGAAGACCAUGGAAGAGCUAAGACAUACCCUUUUGUACACUACUCUGGAGCUUGAACAAACGAAGUUGGCAGUUCAAGAGGAGCUUAGAAAGAGAGAUGAUCAAUUACUUCAUCUCAAAGAUCUGCUUGACAAAACCAUCAGAGAAAAAGAUGAAGCGCAAGAGAAAUGUCAAAAACUCUUCCUUGAGAAGCUGUUAUUCCAACAACACCAAUACCAACACCAACAACAGGCAGCUCCUCUCUCAGGAAUUUCCAGCAUUGAAGAUGAACCCAGAAGAGGAAUUGACUCCAACAAUGGCUUCUCAUCCUCAGAUUGUGAGGAAAGCAUUGUUUCCUCUCCAAUUGUUGACCCAAUUCCACCACCCCAAUUGCCUCCUCCAUCACAAUCAUCACUAGAGCUAGUGCCUGAGAAGCCAUUACCUGAAAAAGGUAAGCUUUUACAGGCAGUGAUGAAAGCUGGUCCACUUCUUCAAACUCUACUUCUAGCUGGACCACUUCCUCAGUGGAGACACCCACCACCACCACUUGAAACCUUUGAAAUUCCUCCUGUGACCAUUCCUUCAGCAACAGCACCACCACCACCAACACCACCACCACCUCCACCACAACUCCUCCACCAAGACUCUUUGUUCAACAUUAAUGGUUGCAACACUCUCACCAACUGUGGAAGAGUCAAUAGAAAAAGGGUUCUUUAUGAAGGCUCUGAUUCCCCUACAGAGACCAAAUACCAAAGGCUUGUUCUGCACUGACUACAAAUUUAAACAGUAAUCCCCAUAUUUGCCAUUAUAAUUUUUAGAAUUUAAUACUACUAUAGUAUAGGCUACUGAGCAGAUUAAAUUGCAAGUUGGGUAUGUGACUGAUCUAGCAUUUUGUACAGAAGUUUGUUCUAGACAAAAGAACCUAUCCCAAGUUUUUUUCUUUUUUAAGUUUUUUUUUUUUUUUUUUUUUAACUCGCUGAAGAGAAGAGAAAGAGCUUAAUGUUCUAGGCUACUUUCUACCGGGUAUUUCGGGUGGAGAUUUUUGUCUCUCUUUUUUUUUCUUCUUCACAUUUUUAGUUUUUACCCCUAUGAUGUGAAAGGGGGUUUGAUUUCUCUAAUGUUUCUGUGUGAUUAAAAUUGUAACUCUGAUAGUAUAGCUCAGCACGCGCCUCUGUGUGUGUGUGUGUGUUUGUGUGUGUGAGUGAGCGAGUGAGAGACAGAACAGAGAGAGAUAGGGAUUACUACAUGAAACAUUUAAAGCUGAUGGGUGUGGAGUUGUUAAGGUUUUGGAAGAAGGGAUAGGUAUGGUUAACAACCAGAAAGGGUUAGAGAGAGCCUUGCUUGUCGGGGGUUUGAGUGGAACCCACAAAUCAGAAUCAGGAUCUACCACUUUGGUGUGAUGUAAGAUUUUAUUAAUGCAAAGUAUAGUUUGAUUAUUA